AUGAUGUUGCAAUUGAGUUGGUUGUGUAUUUUAGCAUCCCUUUUGUCGGUAUCUUUGUCGGCGAGUAUUAAAGGGAAGCUUGAUUUGAGUCCCCACUUUAAUAUAACAGGUGGAACCAUCCCUAGGACCAUUUUCAAAUUAUACCAGAUAGGAAACUACUCCCAGAGCCAUGCCUACUCAGAUCAAGUGCAAUUGAAGGAUCUUGAUGGAAAUUUCGAGUUUGAGGGCGUACCUUUGAAUCCAGGUCUAAAUGCCACAACGCAUUACGUACUAUACUCCAGUUCACUCGAUUAUAAUUUGAAACCAAACAGAAUAUUAAUUGAAUUCAAAAAUUCAGACAAUGAUGGAACUAAUUACGAGAUUAAAGCCUUCAGGAACGUUUUUGGUAAAGAAUUUUUCCCAUCUGCAGACAUAGCAUACCCAGAACAAUUGGAAUCUCUGCAAACAGAUCCACAAAUUACAAUAACUCUGGUAAAUUUAGCUCCAUUGAGAGCUUACUAUCAGCAAAGACGUAAGGGAUUUUUCCAAACAGGUCCUCUGGCAAGACUAUUGGAUAGUCGUUGGAAACAAGCAGCGGCCAUUACUGGUAUCGCAGUGAUACUUUUCCCCAUCUUACUUGAGAAAAUGGACCCUGAUACCGCUAAAGCCAUCAAGGAGGAACAACAGAGGAAACAAAGAGAGAAAUAUGCAGUUAAACAGGACUAA
Molecule: messenger RNA, 705 nt
Organism: Torulaspora delbrueckii
Lineage: Eukaryota; Fungi; Ascomycota; Saccharomycetes; Saccharomycetales; Saccharomycetaceae
Gene: SOP4
Product: Sop4p
Exons: 1
Coding region: 1-705 (234 amino acids)
Source: RefSeq, a predicted model, not a curated record